Messenger RNA from Thrips palmi, 2162 nucleotides. RefSeq names its product dnaJ protein homolog 1. Gene Ontology annotation, cellular component: cytosol. Lineage: Eukaryota; Metazoa; Arthropoda; Insecta; Thysanoptera; Thripidae. The coding region runs from base 215 to 1276 and encodes 353 amino acids. The transcript has 3 exons. Gene Ontology annotation, biological process: negative regulation of transcription by RNA polymerase II. Gene Ontology annotation, molecular function: protein-folding chaperone binding. The record is from RefSeq and is a predicted model, not a curated record.
GAUUCGGGAUCAUUCUCCUCAGUACGUGGGCCGAGUAUAUAAGCGAACGCGAGCGCCUGUCCGCGUAACUGUUCGAUCAUUCGCUUGGUGCGUCGCACGCGUGCGAAGGUUCCGCAUUUAAAUACGUGUGGUGAAGUGAUUUGUGUGAAUUUGUUGGUGCACUGUGGAUUACCUAUUUUCUCAUCGCAGUUAGAGCGCUACUUUCCGUGGAGCCAUGGGGAAAGACUACUACAAGAUCCUCGGAGUGGCAAAGGGUGCCUCCGAUGAUGACAUCAAGAAGGCCUACCGCAAACUAGCCCUCAAGUACCACCCCGAUAAGAACAAGUCUGCAAGUGCUGAAGAACGCUUCAAGGAAGUGGCUGAAGCUUAUGAAGUUCUCAGUGACAAGAAGAAGCGUGAUGUUUACGAUCAGUAUGGCGAAGAAGGCUUGAAGGGAGGAGCUGGUGGAAUGGGAGGCGGCAACCCUGGCGCCCAAGGAGGCUUCACAUAUUCAUACCAUGGUGAUCCUCGUGCUACUUUUGCCCAGUUCUUUGGCAAUAGCAGUCCAUUCCAAACAUUCUUUGAUCUUGGAGGUGGUGGAGGAAACCGCAUGUUCUCUUUCCAUGAUGAGGACAUGGACAUGGAUGAUCCUUUCUCUACUAUUGGCAUUGGUGGUAACCGUGCUGGAGGUACAUUCAGAUCUCACUCAUUCAACAAUCAUGGAUACCAAGCAAGAAAUGCCAAAGACAGAAUGCAAGAUCCUCCCAUUGAACAUGACCUGUAUGUGACACUUGAAGACAUACUGAAAGGCUGCACAAAGAAAAUGAAAAUCUCAAGAAGAGUACUGCAGCAAGAUGGAUCUUCAAGAAAAGAAGACAAAGUUUUAACCAUCAACGUGAAGCCCGGCUGGAAGGCAGGCACCAAGAUCACGUUCCAGAAGGAGGGAGAUCAAGCAAGAAACAAAAUUCCUGCUGACAUUGUCUUCAUCAUCCGUGACAAACCUCAUGUCAACUUCAAGCGAGAAGGCUCAGACAUCAGAUACACUGCCAAAAUUACUCUGAAAGAGGCUCUUUGUGGCAUCAGGAUAGAAGUUCCAACCUUAACUGGUGAGAAGAUCCCUGUAAAUCUCUCUCAUGAAAUCAUCAAGCCAUCAACUGUGAAGAGGAUUCAAGGUUGUGGGUUACCAUUCCCUAAGGAACCCAGUCGUAAAGGAGACCUCCUUGUUUCAUUUGAUAUUCAAUUCCCCGACAAUCUGUCUCAGAGUGCCAAAGACAUUUUAUUUGAUGCUCUACCUUGAGCUGGAACUUGCUACCUGGAAGUGUCAUGUUGUCCCCUGCACUGCUGUAACUAAAUACUUCGAACAAUACAAGGCCAAGUGAUGUGAGGCAUAACUGACUUUCAUAUUAUUUUUCAAUGAUUUCUUUUUAAAUUUAUUUACAUCAAUUUUGUAAUUCAACUGAAUUUUUUCUUAAAUUUGCCCCAUUUUAGCUGUAUGCAGUGUUGUUGAGUAACUUGGUUGGUUCUAUGUGGAAGUUUUGCAGCAUAGUGCUUUAUAAUUCUUUUUUCUUUUUUCAUUUUUCUAAUUUUGUGGGGUGCACAACCAGACUGUCGACACUUGGAUUCUAGUGGACAUGAUUCUAAUGGCUGUGAUAGUUUAAAUAUGUUGAGUAAGCUUGGGGUAGUAUUUAUGUUAAUUUUUUAGACUAAAAGCUAAAAUGGAAGUCAUUUUGCUGUGUUAGCUCAAUAGUGACACAAUCCAGUUGGUUUAUUGUCACUUAUUAAACCUUGCAAGUCAAGUUUGGACAGCUGCUUGCCCUUCCCUUGAGUUCCUCAAAUCAAGUCUGUUGCUUCUUGGUGUGGUAUCUCAAUCCUUGGUCUUGUUUUAAAUCCAGUUGGGUUAUUGUAUACAUUUGCCAUCAGGCAGAUCCAAUUUGCACAGGUUUAAGUUGACAUGCAGUUUAACUAUUGGAUUUUGCUGGUGUUGUAUAUUGCAUGGACUAAAUGUGUCUGGACUGGGAUAGGCUGUAGGGCAAGCUGAAGGAAGGAAUGUUAAGAAGACUGACAUCACAAUCUACCUCAGCUUCUCAUUGAAGAUGUGUAUGGGGCUCAUAGUUGUAGGAUUGAUAGAUCACCUUGGUCGAAUGCCAGUUUAUUUGAGUAAACUGCUUGCUAGCCAGAUCUUG